AUGCAGGCACAUGGCGAGGCGCCCUCAUUCCAGACCGAUGUGGACAGUGCGCUGCCACUGGAUCUCGACCCACUGUCUAGAGUGACAUCACCCGAUCUCAAUGGCGACUCUGUGCCAACUCGUUAUCGCACCGGAAGGCUUCUACCUGAAGUUGAGCUGCACAGGUUUGGCGGGAGUAUUGUCAACUCGGUGACGAUCCACCGCUUCUAUGGCGGCGGUGACGGCUUGGCGGAUGAAGAUGUUGUGGUUUUGAGCAACAAUGACCGGACAGUCACUGUAUAUUCACUGACUAGGACGAAAGUCCUCAAAGCCCUUCAUCACUCGACCUGCAUGAACUAUGCAACAAUUUCCCCGGACGCCAAACUGCUCACUGCAGUAGGAGAUGAAAACCGCGCCUACUUCUAUGAGAUCACCAGGGAUCUAGAAUCCGUCGGAACAACCGAAUCUGGAGAAAAGCUCACCGGAUGGGAAUGGGAGCUGAUCAAUUGUUUGGAGAUGGACAUUGGUUUGCGAGCAGAUGAUGCGUGCUGUUUCACCGUCGCCUUUUCACCUUCUAGCCGCUUAUGCGCUAUAGGGUCUCAAUCGGGAAUUAUCACGGUGAUUAAUGUUGCAUCGGUCUACCAGACAAGCGGCGACGAAAGUGUCUCACCGAUUCUUUGCCAGUUCCCGGCCUCCAGAUCGUGUGCCAACGGUGGAGCUGUGCGCUGUAUGACAUUCUCGCCAGAGCCAUGGGAUCUCCUAGUGUGGCUGGAGGGUCAUGGAAGAGCAGGGGUUGCAGACGUCCGCCAGCAUUUCCUACGUAGACAAAUCCUUCAACUGGACUCCCACGACCCACAACUGGAAGAAAUAUACACGGACUUCGCGACAGAAGGUCUGGAGCGACAACGACCGGACGAACAAUCCCCAGUGCGUGCGCCGCAAGCGAGAUCCGACGAGGAUUCUAUGCUCAGGCGAAAUGGAGAGGAAACGGAACGUUCUUCACUGCGAGAGUCUUUAAUUAAUGAUCUCACCGAGAGAGAAAGGUUGAUCAUGGAAUUCUUGAAUACAGCACGCUGGACAUCAAGGCCAGAAGAAGGAACGGCCGAGCGACCAGAUCACCUACCUAUGGCAAGCCCUCACACCGAGCCGGUGACUCGUGUGCGAAAUCACGGUUCCACAGAUGGUGCCACUCGCCCUCACCGUCCUACUUCACCCCUGCAUCACUAUGACCCCUCUGAUGUUUCUCGAGAUAACCAUUCGGGCCGUGCUGUGUCGAACCCAAGACGUCAAAACUCAGUGGUGUUGUCACAGGGGAACUCCUCGGGAGCAACCUCAUCUCACUAUGAUAUGCCAUCAAGCAUCACUCUCAACUAUUCGAGUUCACCUUCAGAGCAUCUCAGUCUUACAUCAGAGAUAAUAGCUCGGGCCAAUGCAGGUAUGAAUGCGACCAAUGACGAUAGUCGGCACGCCACAGAUCCAAACAACACAACCCUUGGUAUCAAUGGGGCGAACCGUCGUUCACAGCGAGCAGCAGAGCUUUCGCGCCGCGUUGAACGACUCUCUGCCGGGGCAGAAAGAGGAUACGAUGCCUCGCGCCUAGAAACCUACGAGAUUCGCGCAAACGUAGCCGCUGAGCGACUACGGCGUCAACGCCAGAUUGCCAAUGAGGUACACAAUCGUUCCUUCGAGAGUGAGCAACGACAGCGCCAACAACUACUUGGUUUCGAGCAGACACACUCCCCCCGCUGGAUUAGGAACAUUAUCAAUGACCUCCCUGACCGAAGUUCCAUGCCCCACACGGGUGCCGAUGAACCAGACGCUACUGCAGGAAUCGGCUGGGGCGCCGAUGGCCGUACAUUAUAUAUCGCCACCCUGGAGGGAAUAUUUGAAUUCCAACUCAACAUUCAUGACCGGAAGACUUUCCCUGUCUUCUCUUGCCGUUAA
This is a messenger RNA of Penicillium olsonii, 1923 nucleotides long. Lineage: Eukaryota; Fungi; Ascomycota; Eurotiomycetes; Eurotiales; Aspergillaceae. The record is from the annotation of a GenBank genome assembly.